This is a messenger RNA of Scophthalmus maximus (turbot), 1428 nucleotides long. It is a transcript of the gene coq3, whose product is annotated as coenzyme Q3 methyltransferase. The transcript has 6 exons. Bases 72 to 1097 code for a protein of 341 amino acids. Gene Ontology annotation, biological process: ubiquinone biosynthetic process. Gene Ontology annotation, molecular function: 2-methoxy-6-polyprenyl-1,4-benzoquinol methyltransferase activity. Lineage: Eukaryota; Metazoa; Chordata; Actinopteri; Pleuronectiformes; Scophthalmidae. The record is from RefSeq and is a predicted model, not a curated record.
CGCCGUAGCACUCGACGGUUUCCACUUCCUUUGACGUCGAAGUUGACUGUGCCUGGCUGGAGGACGGAGACAUGUUACCCAGUAAGCUCGGCCGCUUCGCGUCGGGGCUCCAGGGCCGCGCGCGGGCCCCCGUGAGCGGGGCGGCUCGCGGCGGGCUCCGGCGGGCCGCGGGGUGUCCGCAGCGGGCGUUGAGCCUGCGGAGGAGCGCGUGUGCGGGGGCGCUGCUGCGUCGCGCCGCCCCCCGUCAGAGCAGUACUCGGCCAUCCUCCCAAACCACAGUGGACCCCGACGAGGUGAGGAGGUUCCAGUCACUCGCCGGCAAGUGGUGGGAUGAGCAGGGAGAGUUUGCAGCUCUUCACGCCAUGAAUGACCUGAGGGUGCCUUUUAUACGGGACAAUCUGCUGAAUGUGCACGGAGCGCGGCAUCCUGGGAAACCGCUGGCAGGCCUCAGACUACUGGAUGUCGGCUGUGGAGGAGGCCUGCUCUCAGAGCCCCUGGGUCGUCUGGGGGCUCAUGUGUUGGGUAUAGAUCCGGUGUCCGACAGCAUCCACACCGCCCAGCUGCAUGCGUCCUAUGACCCGGACCUCUGUGACUCGGUGUCCUACCGGGCCUGCACCUUAGAGGAGCUCUCGGCAGAGGAGGAGGAGGAGGAGGAGGGGUCGGGACAUUUUGACGCCAUUGUGGCGUCAGAGGUGGUGGAGCAUCUGGCCGACCUGGAAACAUUCGCCUUCUGCUGCAGCCACAUGCUGAAGCCGGGCGGCUCACUCUUCGUCACCACCAUUAACAAGACCAACCUGUCCUACGCGCUGGGCAUCGUCGUGGCCGAGCAGCUGCUGCGCAUCGUUCCCAGCGGGACGCACGACUGGGAGAAGUUCAUCAGCCCAGUGGAGCUGGAGCGCCUCCUGGAAUCCAAUGGCUUCUCGGUGCAGUCCGUCCAGGGAAUGUUGUACAACCCGGCGUCGGGGGCCUGGAGCUGGACGAACAGCGCGGCCAUCAACUACGCCCUCCACGCCGUCAAGCUGAGAGACGAUCCCCGACGGGACCCAGCCGAGGAGGACCGCGGCGCAGCGGCGCACAGCUCAGCCCCGCGAGACUGAAUGAACUCACGUGCGCGGAGCGGUUACUUCACAGGGGCUGCGAUGCAACAGCACGCGAGGUGGCGGCUAUUAAAAGGAAAAUGGACAAACUGCCGUGAGACAGAAUUAGAGAUGCCCCGCAGUUGCUGUAAGACGAGCACCGUGCAUCAGAGUGUUUGCUUUGACGAAGGUGCCUCCGCUGACUAACAACACACAGCCUGAGAAUUAACAAAGAUAACACUCAUCAUUUAUUAUUUAUCAGUAAACACACUGUUCUGAAUCAGCUCUGUAUUUCAGCCGGAAUAUUUUGUCAUUUGCCACAUCCUCCGUUAAAUAAAAUAACAAAAUUGUA